This is a messenger RNA of Procambarus clarkii (red swamp crayfish), 849 nucleotides long. The record is from RefSeq and is a predicted model, not a curated record. NCBI's taxonomy places the organism in Eukaryota, Metazoa, Arthropoda, Malacostraca, Decapoda, Cambaridae.
AUGGGUAGUAAGAUAGUGCCAGAGAGUGGUAAGGGCGAUAAGAAUAUAAGGUCCAAGGAACAGUAUAAGGUCCAAGGAACAAGAUAUAAGGUCAGAGGAACAGGAUAUAAGGCCCGAGGAACAGAGUAUAAGGUCCGAGGAACAGGAUAUAAGGUCAGAGGAACAGGAUAUAAGGCCCGAGGAACAGAGUAUAAGGUCCGAGGAACAGGAUAUAAGGUCCAAGGAACAGGAUAUAAGGCCCUAGGAACAGGAUAUAAGGUCCAAGGAACUGGGUAUAAGGCCCGAGGAACAGGAUAUAAGGCCCGAGGAACAGGAUAUAAGAUCCGAGGAACAGGAUAUAAGGUCCAAGGAACAGAUAUAAGGUCCGAGGAACAGGAUAUAAGGUCCGAGGAACAGGAUAUAAGAUCCGAGGAACAGGAUAUAAGGUCCAAGGAACAGUAUAAGGUCCGAGGAACAGGAUAUAAGGUCCGAGGAACAGGAUAUAAGGUCCGAGGAACAGGAUAUAAGGUCCGAGGAACAGGAUAUAAGGUCCGAGGAACAGGAUAUAAGGUCCGAGGAACAGGAUAUAAGGUCCGAGGAACAGGAUAUAAGGUCCGAGGAACAGGAUAUAAGGUCCGAGGAACAGGAUAUAAGGUCCGAGGAACAGGAUAUAAGGUCCGAGGAACAGGAUAUAAGGUCCGAGGAACAGGAUAUAAGGUCCGAGGAACAGGAUAUAAGGUCCGAGGAACAGGAUAUAAGGUCCGAGGAACAGGAUAUAAGGUCCGACUGGAACAGGAUAUAAGGUCCGACUGGAAGACCUGUGACAAGUGGGCUGCCUCGAGGGACAGUUACGUGGUUCCAUCAUCUUAA